Molecule: messenger RNA, 3292 nt
Organism: Lethenteron reissneri (Far Eastern brook lamprey)
Lineage: Eukaryota; Metazoa; Chordata; Hyperoartia; Petromyzontiformes; Petromyzontidae
Gene: LRRC41
Product: leucine rich repeat containing 41
Source: RefSeq, a predicted model, not a curated record
ACUUUGUAACUACGUGGUGGGGAGGGAGGGAGGGGGGUGGAGUCUUAGCGGAGCGACCGGAUUCAGUGGUUAAAGCGAGGCGCGAGUGGUUGCGGUGUAAUGCAUCAGAUGGUCCCAAGUUGCAUCUUCCUAUUUUCCGCGCUUCGUGAUGACUGCAUUGUACCAACGUGUGCGUGAAUAUGAAGCGUUGACUGGCGCCAAUUUAAUGAAAUGAAACAGCUUUGCCUCACAGUGCACUCAGCUCGUUGCAUAAUCGCAAUUGCGGUUAAUGCAAAUCAUCUGUUCGUACACUACAGUUUACAGUAUUGCGUUCGCUAAACGCAGAUCAUUGUACAAUAAUUUAGACUUGGCAACCCGUUUUAAAAGUCGGCAUGUAAUGAAAGUUACUUGUGCAAAACACGCAUCCAGUCGUACGCGUAAUAGUCGAAUAAACUAUACUGAAUAUCGCAGUACGUAGGGAAAAAAUCAUGCAUAUACUCUUUGGUUCUUUCGGUAAAGUCACGUAGUGACGAAAGCUUCAAAUCAAGAUAUUAUGCAUAUGUUAGACGACUGAUGGAAGAGACAAGAUCAACAUGAGACGAGACGAGCGAGAGACAUUUACCAGGCGAACCGUGGCCCUGGAUCGUGACAACUCAUCAAAUCUCAGGAGGUGAUGGAAUUGCUUCCGUUGAAGUUGAGCGAGCUGGCGGGAGCUGCCGCGGCCCGACUUGACGUGCGUGCCCUGGAGGAUGAACUUCCAGCGCUGCCGGUCACAGCACUGCAUGACCUUUUGCCGCACCUCAACCUCUUUUACCUGGACCGCCUCCAGGGAGCGUUGCAGAAACAAGGAGUGUCCUUGGAGCCCAAGUGGAAGCAGUUGUGUCAGGAGUUGGUUGGGAAGCAGGUUGGAUGCAGGGGCUCAGUGGCGACACAACACAAUCACCCACACGACGAGGGGGAGACCACGUGGCAUGAGCGGUUCAUGGGCCUGCUCUUCCGCGUCGCGUUGGGCGGCCUGGAGAGUGCCGUGUCCAGGAAGCACCUGGUGCUGCCCUUCACCUCCGACCCUCGCUUCUGCGCGCUGGAGAUGUGCGCACCGCACGUGCGCCGCCUCGCCGUAGCCCACCCGCUCGACGCAUUCUGCUCGCUGCUGCAGCCGUCGCGAGGGCCCGUCCUUUCCACGCUGGCGCGUACCCUCACUUCGCUCACCUUCAAGCACUUGGGCUUCGAUUGUUGCCCGACGCGCGAGCGGCUGGGCGCCGUCGUGCAGUCGCUCUCCAGUCUGCGCGAGGUCUCUUUCGAGCGGUGCCUCACACUGCGGGCAGAGCUGCUCGACUGCGUGCUCGGCGCGUGCGUGGCUUCGGAGCGUGCGGGCAAGCGUGACGAGGCCGAGGCGGUGGAGGAGGCGGGCACUGCCAAGAGGGUACGCUGUGACGCAAGCGCCCCCACGCUCGCGCACUCCGAUGCCACAGCAGGUGACGUUGACGAUGAAACGGAGCUCCUCUAUUCAGAUUUAUCGCCCGAGGAGCAUUGCUGGGACGAUAACGACAGCUCGGAGGAUCUUUUUGAUUUGUCGCUCACCGAGGGGCCAAGGCUGUGUUGUUGCCGUAAAACUCUCAUGCCGGUGUCCGUAGCCACCGUGCUCGAAUGCCUGGGCAUAGAGGCCGUCGACCCUGAGGGCAGUUGCGACUUCUAUGCUGGUGGAAGAGGGCCCGGCUGGGAUUCGCCCUUCUACUCGCCUGCCAGGACAACGGUCCCCACCGGCCCGUAUCGCGCUCCAUGCCCCCCGCUGACGGUGACGGUGCUGCGACUCGUUGGCAUGCCGCUGUCGGUGCAAUGCGUGGCCUACCUGGAGGAUGCGCUCUCGCACUGGAUCUGUCUCGAGAAGCUCGUGCUCAUCGACACCGAGCUGGAGAACCGCUUGCUGUGCGUGCUGCACGCGCUGCGCCGCCUAUCGCGUCUGCCGGCGACGCGGUUCUCUCACCUAGACCUGCGCGACGACGCCCUCGCCGUUCCCAUGCUCACCGUGGCGGGCUGCGUGCUCAGCUACUUCCCGCGGCUGCGCUCUCUGCUGCUGGCGACGGUGCUGCCCGUCGUCAGCCCCGGCGUGCCCCUGCAGGGCUGCCGCCUGCGUGGGGCCCUGCCGCCCUGCCAGCUGAGGGAGCUCUCGCUAUGCAGCUGCAGCAGAGAGGUGAACCUAGGGCGGCUGCUGGAGCUACUGGAGGCCACACGUGGCUUGCUGCGAUGCGUGAGCCUGCGCGGCAGGACGCUGGCGCACCGCGACGACCUCGCCACGGUGCUGCGCUCGCUGGCGGCGCCCGGGAACCGCCUCGACUCCCUGCGGCUGGAGGACAUGGGCACGAGGCUGGACCUGGACACGCUGGCGGAGGCCGUGAGGGCCACUCGCAUUAGCGAGCUGGCGCUGAGACACUGCCCGCCAUCUUUCGAGGCUAACGCACCGCGGUGGGACGGCUUGGCGCUCGCCCUCCGGCAGAACGCCAACCUGCGCCGGCUGGUGCUGGCGAGGAACCGGCUGGGACGGGAGGGGCUGCGUGUCCUCGCCUCCCUCUUCAGCGAGGGGGCGGCUUGCCGCGUCGCACACCUCGACGUCAGCUUCAACUGCCUGCCACCCGACGCGCUCCUGGAGUUUGCGCUGGCGCUGGGGGGCGAGGGGUCUGCGUCGCGCCGCCUGGAGGUGCUGGACAUCACCGGAAACCGGCUGCUGCGCGAGCCGGCGGUGGCGCAGCGUGCAUUAGUGAUGCUGCGCAGUCGCGUGGAUCACGUGUUGCACGAUGACUGGGACGCGACUCACGCCUUUGCCGACCACGUGAGCGUUAUGUGAGCGAUCGCGUGUCCCAGAGAGAGAGUUGGGAGGAGGUGAUCAGCAAGUCAACCCGGUUAGGGGCCAUCCAUUUAGUAGGUACGCAUGGAGAGGGGGGGUUAACCCAAAUGCGUACGCUUGCGUAUGGGGGGUCUACUGACAAUGUACGUACGCAUAGGAAACGGGGGGGGGGUUGGGGGGGGGAAGCAUUGAUAAUAAUGUCUACAUUGGCCUUCAAAUGAGCCACAGUUCAGUUUCUUCAGCUGUCAGACAAGUACUACCGGGAGAAGUGGGACUGUGGGAAAGGUGUCACUUGUAUGCCACCGUACCCCUGACUGCAAGCCAUCACGCAGCUCAGCAAAAUAAGUGGCCAAGGUACGCAACUUAAUUCUUUAAUGCAGCCGGUGGUGGACUAUCUGUUUACUUAGACACGUUAAUAUUUUUAAUCCUUGAUCGUUUCUGCGUGGAUUAAAUAUCGGCCGUUCUAUAGGA